AUGGGUAGUCGAAUUCGCGAAAAACGUCGACACACAAGUGUUGAUGCAAUUGAGGAAAAAAGAAAUCGAGUGAGUUUUUCAUGGGAAAAUUAGAAAAAAAUAGGUUUGUCAACCAAAAUUCGACAAAAAACUCGAAUUUCGCACCAAAAAACUUGGAAAACCCUGAAAGAAUUCUGAAAACUUUUCCAGAAAAGCAUUGGAAUUCAAGUGAAUUUGGUUGAAAAGGUUGAAACUAUUCAAACAACACAAUCAAUCGUGAAAAUUGAGAAGCCUUGUUGUCGAAUUUGCGAGAUUGAUCUGAGCAAUGCCAUCAAAUCGACCGAAAUUCCCGAAAAAACUGAUGAAUUUCUCAGAUGGUGUAAGAUUUUGGGAAAGCAAUUUCAGAAUAAUGUUUUUCAAAAUCAACAACCUCAUUUGAUUUGUUUGACUCAUGUUUUUGAGCAAAAUUGGAAAAAUUUUUGA
Messenger RNA from Caenorhabditis angaria, 462 nucleotides. Lineage: Eukaryota; Metazoa; Nematoda; Chromadorea; Rhabditida; Rhabditidae. The record is from the annotation of a GenBank genome assembly.